AUGACAAGUAGUGACUCUGACACAACAAGUAAGAGUUGGGAAACAACCACAGCCAAAUCUCUUACAACUACACCAGAAGCAACUAUACCAACUACUAAUUCUGCCACAACUAUUGAGAGUUCAGAAACAACCACAGUGAAUGCUCUUACAAGUACAAAUAAAGACAUGACAAGUAGUCACUCUGACACAACAAGUAAGAGUUUGGAAACAACCACAGACAACUUCAGUCCAACUACAUCAAUUGAAGCCCAACCAACUACUGAUUCUGCCACAACAGCUGAGGGUUCAGAAACAACCACAGUGAACUCUUUUAUAACUACAAAUGCAGACAUGACAAGUAGUGACUCUGCUAAAACAACCAAGAAUUUGGAAACAACCACAGACAAUUUCAUUCCAACUACAUCAAUUGAAGCCCAACCAAUUACAGAUUCUGCCACAACUACUGAGAGUUCAGAAACAAGCACAGCCAACUCUCUUACAACUACAAAUGCAGACAUGACAAGUAGUGACUCUGCAAAAACAACUGAGAGUUCAGAACCAACUACAGACAACUCCCUUACAAACAUGACAAGUGGUGACGCUGCUACAACAACCAAGAAUUUGGAAACAACCACAGACAACUAUAAUCCAACUACAUCAGUUGAAGCCCAAACAAUUACUGAUUCUGCCACAACAGCUGAGAGUUCAGAAACAACCACAGUGAACUCUCGUACAACUACAAAUGCAGACAUGACAAGUAGUCACUCUGACACAACAAACAUGACAAGUAGUGACUCUGCUAAAACAACCAAGAAUUUGGAAACAACCACAGACAACUUCAUUCCAACUACAUCAGUUGAACCCCUACCAACUACUGAUUCUGCCACAACAGCUGAGAGUUCAGAAACAACCACAGCCAACUCUCUUACAACUACAAAAGCAGACAUGACAAGUGGUGAUGCUGCUACAACAACUGAGAGUUCAGAAACAACUACAGACAACUCCCUAACAACUACACCAGAAGCAACUAUAACAACUACUAAUUCUGCCACAACAACUGAGAACAUGACAAGUAGUCACUCUGACACAAGUAAGAGUUUAGAAACAACCACAGACAACUUCAUUCCAACUACAUCAGUUGAAGCCAAACCAAUUACAGAUUCUGCCACAACAACUGAGAGUUCAGAAACAACUACAGACAACUCCCUAACAACUACACCAGAAGCAACUAUACCAACUACUAAUUCUGCCACAACUACUAAGAGUUCAGAAGCAACCACAGUGAACUCUCUUACAACUACAAAUGCAGACAUGACAAGUAGUGACUCUGAAACAACAACCAGGAAUUUGGAAACAACCACAGACAACUAUAAUCCAACUACAUCAGUUGAAGCCCAACCAAUUACUGAUUCUGCCACAACUACCGAGAGUUCAGAAGCAACCACAGUGAACUCUCUUACAACUACAAAUGCAGACAUGACAAGUGACAUGACAAGUAGUGACUCUGCAACAACAACUGGUAGUUCAGAAACAACUACAGACAACUCCCUUACAACGACACCAGAAGCAACUAUACCAACUACUAAUUCUGCCACAACAGCUGAGAGUUCAGAAACAACCACAGCCAAAUCUCUUACAACACCAGAUGUAACUAUACCAACUGCUAAUUCUGCCACAACUACUGAGAAUUCAGAAACAACCACAUCCAACUCUAUUACAACUACAAAUGCAGACAUGACAAGUGGUGAUGCUGCUACAACAACCAAGAAUUUGGAAACAACCACAGACCACUAUAAUCCAACUACAUCAGUUGAAGCCCAACCAAUUACUGAUUCUGCCACAACAGUCGAGAACAUGACAAGUAGUGACUCUGACACAACAAGUAAGAGUUGGGAAACAACCACAGCCAAAUCUCUUACAACUACACCAGAAGCAACUAUACCAACUACUAAUUCUGCCACAACUAUUGAGAGUUCAGAAACAACCACAGUGAACGCUCUUACAAGUACAAAUAAAGACAUGACAAGUAGUCACUCUGACACAACAAGUAAGAGUUUGGAAACAACCACAGACAACUUCAGUCCAACUACAUCAAUUGAAGCCCAACCAACUACUGAUUCUGCCACAACAGCUGAGGGUUCAGAAACAACCACAGUGAACUCUUUUAUAACUACAAAUGCAGACAUGACAAGUAGUGACUCUGCUAAAACAACCAAGAAUUUGGAAACAACCACAGACAAUUUCAUUCCAACUACAUCAAUUGAAGCCCAACCAAUUACAGAUUCUGCCACAACUACUGAGAGUUCAGAAACAAGCACAGCCAACUCUCUUACAACUACAAAUGCAGACAUGACAAGUAGUGACUCUGCAAAAACAACUGAGAGUUCAGAACCAACUACAGACAACUCCCUUACAAACAUGACAAGUGGUGACGCUGCUACAACAACCAAGAAUUUGGAAACAACCACAGACAACUAUAAUCCAACUACAUCAGUUGAAGCCCAAACAAUUACUGAUUCUGCCACAACAGCUGAGAGUUCAGAAACAACCACAGUGAACUCUCGUACAACUACAAAUGCAGACAUGACAAGUAGUCACUCUGACACAACAAACAUGACAAGUAGUGACUCUGCUAAAACAACCAAGAAUUUGGAAACAACCACAGACAACUUCAUUCCAACUACAUCAGUUGAACCCCUACCAACUACUGAUUCUGCCACAACAGCUGAGAGUUCAGAAACAACCACAGCCAACUCUCUUACAACUACAAAAGCAGACAUGACAAGUGGUGAUGCUGCUACAACAACUGAGAGUUCAGAAACAACUACAGACAACUCCCUAACAACUACACCAGAAGCAACUAUAACAACUACUAAUUCUGCCACAACAACUGAGAACAUGACAAGUAGUCACUCUGACACAAGUAAGAGUUUAGAAACAACCACAGACAACUUCAUUCCAACUACAUCAGUUGAAGCCAAACCAAUUACAGAUUCUGCCACAACAACUGAGAGUUCAGAAACAACUACAGACAACUCCCUAACAACUACACCAGAAGCAACUAUACCAACUACUAAUUCUGCCACAACUACUAAGAGUUCAGAAGCAACCACAGUGAACUCUCUUACAACUACAAAUGCAGACAUGACAAGUAGUGACUCUGAAACAACAACCAGGAAUUUGGAAACAACCACAGACAACUAUAAUCCAACUACAUCAGUUGAAGCCCAACCAAUUACUGAUUCUGCCACAACUACCGAGAGUUCAGAAGCAACCACAGUGAACUCUCUUACAACUACAAAUGCAGACAUGACAAGUGACAUGACAAGUAGUGACUCUGCAACAACAACUGAUAGUUCAGAAACAACUACAGACAACUUCCUUACAACUAUACCAGAAGCAACUAUACCAACUACUAAUUCUGCCACAACUACUGAGAAUUCUGACAUAACCACAGCCAACUCUCUUACAACUACAAAUGCAGACAUGACAAGUGGUGAUGCUGCUACAACAACCAAGAAUUUGGAAACAACCAUAGACAACUAUAAUCCAACUACAUCAGUUGAAGCCCAACCAAUUACUGAUUCUGCCACAACUACUGAGAGUUCAGAAACAACCACAGCCAAAUCUCUUACAACACCAGAUGUAACUAUACCAACUGCUAAUUCUGCCACAACUACUGAGAAUUCAGAAACAACCACAUCCAACUCUAUUACAACUACAAAUGCAGACAUGACAAGUGGUGAUGCUGCUACAACAACCAAGAAUUUGGAAACAACCACAGACAAUUUCAUUCCAACUACAUCAGUUAAACCCCUACCAACUACUGAUUCUGCCAUAACAGCUGAGAGUUCAGAAACAACCACAGUGAACUAUCUUACCACUACAAAUUCAGACAUGACAAGUAGUGACUCUGAAACAACAAGCAAGAGUUCAGAAACAACCACAGACAACUUCAUUCCAACUACAUCAAUUGAACCCCUACCAACUACUGAUUCUGCCACAACAGUUGAGAGUUCAGAAACAACCACAGCCAAAUCUCUUACAACACCACAUGUAACUAUACCAACUGCUAAUUCUGCCACAACUACUGAGAAUUCAGAAACAACCAUAUCCAACUCUAUUACAACUACAAAUGCAGACAUGACAAGUGGUGAUGCUGCUACAACAACCAAUAAUUUGGAAACAACCACAGACAAUUUCAUUCCAACUACAUCAGUUAAACCCCUACCAACUACUGAUUCUGCCACAACAGCUGAGAGUUCAGAAUCAACCACAGCCAAAUCUCUUACCAGUACACCAGACGUAACUAUACCAACUACUAAUUCUGCCACAACUACUGAGAGUUCAGAAACAAGCACAGCGAACUCUCUUACAACUACAAAUGCAGACAUGACAAGUGGUGAUGCUGCUACAACAACCAAGAAUUCGGAAACAACCACAGACAACUAUAAUCCAACUACUUCAGAAACAACUACAGACAACUCCCUUACAACGACACCAGAAGCAACUAUACCUUCUACUAAUUCUGCCACAACAGCUGAGAGUUCAGAAACAUCCACAUCCAACUCUAUUACAACUACAAAUGCAGACAUGACAAGUGGUGAUGCUGCUACAACAACCAAGAAUUUGGAAACAACCACAGACAAUUUCAUUCCAACUACAUCAGUUAAACCCCUACCAACUACUGAUUCUGCCACAACAGCUGAGAGUUCAGAAACAACCACAGUGAACUAUCUUACCACUACAAAUGCAGACAUGACAAGUAGUGACUCUGAAACAACAAGCAAGAGUUCAGAAACAACCACAGACAACUUCAUUCCAACUACAUCAAUUGAACCCCUACCAACUACUGAUUCUGCCACAACAGCCGAGAGUUCAGAAUCAACCACAGCCAAAUCUCUUACCAUUGAAGCCCAACCAAUUACUGAUUCUGCCACAACUACUGAGAGUUCAGAAACAACCACAGUGAACUAUCUUACCACUACAAAUGCAGACAUGACAAGUAGUGACUCUGAAACAACAAGCAACAGUUCAGAAACAACCACAGACAACUUCAUUCCAACUACAUCAAUUGAACCCCUAGCAACUACUGAUUCUGCCACAACAGCCGAGAGUUCAGAAACAACCACAGCCAAAUCUCUUACCAACAUGACAAGUGGUGACGCUGCUACAACAACCACGAAUUUGGAAACAACCACAGACAAUUUCAUUCCAACUACAUCAGUUAAACCCCUACCAACUACUGAUUCUGCCACAACAGCUGAGAGUUCAGAAACAACCACAGUGAACUAUCUUACCACUACAAAUGCAGACAUGACAAGUAGUGACUCUGAAACAACAAGCAAGAGUUCAGAAACAACCACAGACAACUUCAUUCCAACUACAUCAAUUGAACCCCUACCAACUACUGUUUCUGCCACAACAGCCGAGAGUUCAGAAACAACCACAGCCAAAUCUCUUACCAGUACACCAGACGUAACUAUACCAACUACUAAUUCUGCCACAACUACUGAGAGUUCAGAAACAAGCACAGCGAACUCUCUUACAACUACAAAUGCAGACAUGACAAGUGGUGAUGCUGCUACAACAACCAAGAAUUUGGAAACAACCACAGACAAUUUCAUUCCAACUACAUCAGUUAAACCCCUACCAACUACUGAUUCUGCCACAACAGCUGAGAGUUCAGAAACAACCACAGUGAACUAUCUUACCACUACAAAUGCAGACAUGACAAGUAGUGACUCUGAAACAACAAGCAAGAGUUCAGAAACAACCACAGACAACUUCAUUCCAACUACAUCAAUUGAACCCCUACCAACUACUGAUUCUGCCACAACAGCCGAGAGUUCAGAAACAACCACAGCCAAAUCUCUUACCAACAUGACAAGUAGUGACUCUGCAACAACAACUGGUAGUUCAGAAACAACUACAGACAACUCCCUUACAACGACACCAGAAGCAACUAUACCAACUACUAAUUCUGCCACAACAGCUGAGAGUUCAGAAACAACCACAGCCAAAUCUCUUACAACACCAGAUGUAACUAUACCAACUGCUAAUUCUGCCACAACUACUGAGAAUUCAGAAACAACCAUAUCCAACUCUAUUACAACUACAAAUGCAGACAUGACAAGUGGUGAUGCUGCUACAACAACCAAUAAUUUGGAAACAACCACAGACAAUUUCAUUCCAACUACAUCAGUUAAACCCCUACCAACUACUGAUUCUGCCACAACAGCUGAGAGUUCAGAAACAACCACAGUGAACUAUCUUACCACUACAAAUGCAGACAUGACAAGUAGUGACUCUGAAACAACAAGCAAGAGUUCAGAAACAACCACAGACAACUUCAUUCCAACUACAUCAGUUAAACCCCUACCAACUACUGAUUCUGCCACAACAGCCGAGAGUUCAGAAUCAACCACAGCCAAAUCUCUUACCAGUACACCAGACGUAACUAUACCAACUACUAAUUCUGCCACAACUACUGAGAGUUCAGAAACAAGCACAGCGAACUCUCUUACAACUACAAAAGCAGACAUGACAAGUGCUGAGAGUUCAGAAACAACCACAGUGAACUAUCUUACCACUACAAAUGCAGACAUGACAAGUAGUGACUCUGAAACAACAAGCAAGAGUUCAGAAACAACCACAGACAACUUCAUUCCAACUACAUCAGUUAAACCCCUACCAACUACUGAUUCUGCCACAACAGCCGAGAGUUCAGAAUCAACCACAGCCAAAUCUCUUACCAGUACACCAGACGUAACUAUACCAACUACUAAUUCUGCCACAACUACUGAGAGUUCAGAAACAAGCACAGCGAACUCUCUUACAACUACAAAUGCAGACAUGACAAGUGACAUGACAAGUGGUGACUCUGCUACAACAACCAAGAAUUCGGAAACAACCACAGACAAUUUCAUUCCAACUACAUCAGUUAAACCCCUACCAACUACUGAUUCUGCCACAACAGCUGAGAGUUCAGAAACAACCACAGUGAACUAUCUUACCACUACAAAUGCAGACAUGACAAGUAGUGACUCUGAAACAACAAGCAUGAGUUCAGAAACAACCACAGACAACUUCAUUCCAACUACAUCAAUUGAACCCCUACCAACUACUGAUUCUGCCACAACAGCCGAGAGUUCAGAAUCAACCACAGCCAAAUCUCUUACCAACAUGACAAGUGGUGAUGCUGCUACAACAACCAAGAAUUUGGAAACAACCACAGACCACUAUAAUCCAACUACAUCAGUUGAAGCCCAACCAAUUACUGAUUCUGCCACAACUACUGAGAGUUCAGAAACAACCACAGUGAACUAUCUUACCACUACAAAUGCAGACAUGACAAGUAGUGACUCUGCAACAACAACUGAUAGUUCAGAAACAACUACAGACAACUUCCUUACAACUAUACCAGAAGCAACUAUACCAACUACUAAUUCUGCCACAACUACUGAGAAUUCUGACAUAACCACAGUGAACUCUCUUACAACUACAAAUGCAGACAUGACAAGUGACAUGACAAGUAGUGACUCUGCAACAACAACUGGUAGUUCAGAAACAACUACAGACAACUCCCUUACAACGACACCAGAAGCAACUAUAUCUUCUACUAAUUCUGCCACAACAGCUGAGAGUUCAGAAACAUCCACAUCCAACUCUAUUACAACUACAAAUGCAGACAUGACAAGUGGUGAUGCUGCUACAACAACCAAGAAUUUGGAAACAACCACAGACAAUUUCAUUCCAACUACAUCAGUUAAACCCCUACCAACUACUGAUUCUGCCACAACAGCUGAGAGUUCAGAAACAACGACAGUGAACUAUCUUACCACUACAAAUGCAGACAUGACAAGUAGUGACUCUGAAACAACAAGCAAGAGUUCAGAAACAACCACAGACAACUUCAUUCCAACUACAUCAAUUGAACCCCUACCAACUACUGAUUCUGCCACAACAGCCGAGAGUUCAGAAUCAACCACAGCCAAAUCUCUUACCAUUGAAGCCCAACCAAUUACUGAUUCUGCCACAACUACUGAGAGUUCAGAAACAACCACAGUGAACUAUCUUACCACUACAAAUGCAGACAUGACAAGUAGUGACUCUGAAACAACAAGCAAGAGUUCAGAAACAACCACAGACAACUUCAUUCCAACUACAUCAGUUAAACCCCUACCAACUACUGAUUCUGCCACAACAGCCGAGAGUUCAGAAACAACCACAUCCAAAUCUCUUACCACUGAGAGUUCAGAAACAACCACAGUGAACUAUCUUACCACUACAAAUGCAGACAUGACAAGUAGUGACUCUGAAACAACAAGCAAGAGUUCAGAAACAACCACAGACAACUUCAUUCCAACUACAUCAAUUGAACCCCUAGCAACUACUGAUUCUGCCACAACAGCCGAGAGUUCAGAAACAACCACAGCCAAAUCUCUUACCAUUGAAGCCCAACCAAUUACUGAUUCUGCCACAACUACUGAGAGUUCAGAAACAACCACAGUGAACUAUCUUACCACUACAAAUGCAGACAUGACAAGUAGUGACUCUGAAACAACAAGCAAGAGUUCAGAAACAACCACAGACAACUUCAUUCCAACUACAUCAAUUGAACCCCUAGCAACUACUGAUUCUGCCACAACAGCCGAGAGUUCAGAAACAACCACAUCCAAAUCUCUUACCACUGAGAGUUCAGAAACAACCACAGUGAACUAUCUUACCACUACAAAUGCAGACAUGACAAGUAGUGACUCUGAAACAACAAGCAAGAGUUCAGAAACAACCACAGACAACUUCAUUCCAACUACAUCAAUUGAACCCCUACCAACUACUGAUUCUGCCACAACAGCCGAGAGUUCAGAAACAACCACAGCCAAAUCUCUUACCAUUGAAGCCCAACCAAUUACUGAUUCUGCCACAACUACUGAGAGUUCAGAAACAACCACAGUGAACUAUCUUACCACUACAAAUGCAGACAUGACAAGUAGUGACUCUGAAACAACAAGCAAGAGUUCAGAAACAACCACAGACAACUUCAUUCCAACUACAUCAAUUGAACCCCUAGCAACUACUGAUUCUGCCACAACAGCCGAGAGUUCAGAAACAACCACAGUCAAAUCUCUUACCAUUGAAGCCCAACCAAUUACUGAUUCUGCCACAACUACUGAGAGUUCAGAAACAACCACAGUGAACUAUCUUACCACUACAAAUGCAGACAUGACAAGUAGUGACUCUGAAACAACAAGCAAGAGUUCAGAAACAACCACAGACAACUUCAUUCCAACUACAUCAAUUGAACCCCUAGCAACUACUGAUUCUGCCACAACAGCCGAGAGUUCAGAAACAACCACAGCCAAAUCUCUUACCACUGAGAGUUCAGAAACAACCACAGUGAACUAUCUUACCACUACAAAUGCAGACAUGACAAGUAGUGACUCUGAAACAACAAGCAAGAGUUCAGAAACAACCACAGACAACUUCAUUCCAACUACAUCAAUUGAACCCCUACCAACUACUGAUUCUGCCACAACAGCCGAGAGUUCAGAAACAACCACAGCCAAAUCUCUUACCACUGAGAGUUCAGAAACAACCACAGUGAACUAUCUUACCACUACAAAUGCAGACAUGACAAGUAGUGACUCUGAAACAACAAGCAAGAGUUCAGAAACAACCACAGACAACUUCAUUCCAACUACAUCAAUUGAACCCCUACCAACUACUGAUUCUGCCACAACAGCCGAGAGUUCAGAAACAACCACAGCCAAAUCUCUUACCAACAUGACAAGUAGUGACUCUGACACAACAACUAAGAGUUUGGAAACAACCACAGGCAACUUUAAUCCAACUACAUCAGUUGAACCCCAACCACCUACUGAUUCUCCCACAACAGCCGAGAGUUCAGAAACAACCACAAACAACUCCCUUACAACUACACUCGAUGCAACUGCACCAAGUAGUGAUUCUAGCACAACAGCUCAGAGUUCAGAAACAAGCCAAGCCAACUCUCUUACAACUACAAAUGCAGACAUGACAAGCAGUGACUCUGCCACAACAACCAAGAAUUUGUAUACAACCACAGACAAUUCCAUUCCAACUACCUCAGUUGAACCCCUACCAACUACUGAUUCUGCCACAACAGCUGAGAGUUCAGAAACAACCACAAACAACUCCCUUACAACUACACCAGAUGCAACUAUACCAACUACUGAUUCUGCCACAACAGUUGAAAGUUCAGAAACAACCACAGCCAACUCCCUUACAACUACACCCGAUGCAACUGCACCAACUAGUGACUCUAGCAUAACAGCUGAGAGUUCAAAAACAACCAUAGACCAUUCUCUCACAACUACAAAUGCAUGCAUGACUAGUGACUCUACCACAACCACCAAGCCUUUGGAAACAUCCACAAACAACUCCAUUCCAACUACAUCACUUGAAACCCUACCAACUAUUAAUCCUGCCACAACAGCUAAGAGUUCAACAACCACAGAAACCCCUGUUGCAUCCACAUCACUAGCCACAACAACACGUGCCAUCGAAACAGCCACUACAACUACUACUACAAAACCACCAAUAAUAUGUGACAAUGGUGGAACUCCAACAGCCAAUGGCUGUUACUGCCCCCCUGCUUUUACAGGAAGUGUAAUUGUUAAGCAUGAUAUUGUUGUGAAAAUUGAAAACAACAAUGUAAAUGAAGGCUAUAACGAGGUUUAUAAGUCUAUCGAAAACGCUGUUGAAUCAGUUACAGACUGUAAUUCCACAUCCAUUGCAUGCCCAAACUUUACUGUUAGUGAUGUCCAGGUCAAAAAAACUGAACUGAAUGAAAAAGAGUACUGUGAUAAAGUUACAGCAAUGCUUCCUGAGGAGUACCGUCAGUAUUUCACUAAUGCUACUGUGAUGGGUAAACUAGCAUGUGUCAACCCAUGCCAUCCUGAUCAUCCUUUUCCAAAGAUCUGUAUGAACAAAGCUGCCUUCAGACAGAUGCAAAUUGGUAUCUUGGAGAAGAUUGCAAGUACCAAGUUCACAAAGUGGGCUUCUAUACUGGAAUGGCAGUUGUUGCUGUGGUUUUAA
Molecule: messenger RNA, 11058 nt
Organism: Hemibagrus wyckioides
Lineage: Eukaryota; Metazoa; Chordata; Actinopteri; Siluriformes; Bagridae
Gene: muc3a
Product: mucin 3A, cell surface associated
Exons: 31
Coding region: 1-11058 (3685 amino acids)
Source: RefSeq, a predicted model, not a curated record